Messenger RNA from Nymphaea colorata (pocket water lily), 1296 nucleotides. Its product is annotated as red chlorophyll catabolite reductase-like. Lineage: Eukaryota; Viridiplantae; Streptophyta; Magnoliopsida; Nymphaeales; Nymphaeaceae. The record is from RefSeq and is a predicted model, not a curated record. The transcript is spliced from 2 exons. Gene Ontology annotation, cellular component: chloroplast. Gene Ontology annotation, molecular function: red chlorophyll catabolite reductase activity. Gene Ontology annotation, biological process: chlorophyll catabolic process. Bases 98 to 1087 code for a protein of 329 amino acids.
UAUGUUGCUUCCAUUUGUACGACGGUCCUUUGUGGCCGUCGACGCUCCCGAUGGAACGGUUUUCUUAUCCGCCCUCGAUCACUCCGACUAGAACGCCAUGGCUCUGUUGCUCUCUCUCUCUCUCUCUUCGUUCUUUCCUAAGCCGGCAUUCCAGGCCAUAAACAGGACACCUCAUGACAGCUCUCGUCUAAGUAGAGGACGAAGUCGAAGAAGUAGAAAAGGAAGAACACAUCUUUCGUCCACUCGCUCCAUGAUGGCAUCCACAAAUAACCCAAAUAGCUGGGUCCCGUUUCACAAACUUCUACCUGCACAGAGAACCCUCAUGGAGUCGCUCAUCACCACUGUGGAUGCCCAAUUGGGCCCUCAGUUGAACCCUUGCAUGACUCCUUCUGAUGUCAGGUUCUUCCAGAACAAGGAGGGCACUUCUCUGGGGUCGGUCAAUCUUAGAUCAGGAAAAGGAAACUCCAAGGUUCGCUACAUAUUGGCUUCCUGGCUUCAUUGCGAGCUCCCUUUUGGUUUGCUUGAUAUAACAACUCUUAUGUGCAUGCUUAACACCAAUACAGAUGCACCACACUUUCUUUUAGAGAUAAUACAAAAUAGUCCAACUUCUGUAGUUCUCCUCGUAGAUUUGCUCCCUAGAAGAGACCUUGUUCGGCACCCUGGUUACCUCAAGCAGUUCUAUGAAGAUACCCAGUUGGAUUUACAAAGACAGAAACUGGAAAAACUUCCAGUAGUGCAGCCUUAUGUCUCACCAUUACUCUCUCUUCGAACAAUUUUUUCUCCAUCUGCAAUAUUAUUGAAAAUAAAUUGUGAGUCUCAGUUAAUUGAUGGUAAAACUUGCUCUAUGGAAGAGUUAAUUGAUCAGCACUUAGGGAAUGUUGUGAAAGAGAUGAUGGGUAUUUGGUUGGAGCAGUGUGCCAGCCCUCAAGAAACAAUAAUGGAUGAAAAUGAGAGGGAUUAUGUUCUGGUGCGUGAUAACAUGAUGAGGAACAUUGGCAUAGAUAAUGAUCUGAGGGCAAACCUACCAAGAUUGUUUAAUUCAGACAUUGCCGACCGAGUCCUGGCAGCUCUAGAGAAGGAAGUUUAGGGUGUGACGAGAAGCAGAGUUGCAUCUCAUUAGAAAGGUCACUGUAUAUUUGUAUCUUAACAGAUUUUGCGAGUCUUGGAUGGUGAGAUUUAAAGUCUUACGUCACGUGGUUGUUCUAGUGUACAAUGUUCAUGUAGUUCUCUAAAGUCUCUCUCACCUGUAAAUUUCUGUUUCUCAAGAAGGGAAAUAGUAAGAAUAUGAUUACUUAA